GUAAGCGCGAACGGUGAAUGUGUGUCAACGAAACAGUUCUGAAUGCUGUGGGUUUUGUAAGAGUAGGUAACCUAUUUUAUUUUCGCGACCAACGAGAAGAGAAGAAAUGGCGAAGAAGAGUGUGUUUUUAACUUAUCUAUUAUGGUUAGUUGGUGGUGUCUUUGGUUUGCAUCACUUGUACUUAGGAAGAGAUUUGCAGGCUUUUCUGUGGUGUUGUACCCUCGGUGGAUAUGUUGGAUGUGGUUGGCUGCGAGAUAUAUUUUUUAUCCCGGAAUAUGUGGCAGAUGCAAAUGAAGAUGAGAAGUUUAUGGAAAAGUACGUCGAAAAAAUCCGGAAACAUAAUACACCUCCAUUCUCACUGACGAGGUACACAGGAAUGAUAAUUGUGGCCUACGUAUUUACCUCUGUUUUGAUGUUAGCCAUACCAGAAGAAGAAGUUGGUGGUAUUGACUGGAACUGGUUGGUUGUCUUCGUGCCUCUUGCAUGUGCCUUAGGUGUUUGGGCUGUGGGUAAUAUUGGGCGACAGAAAGGAACAAUAUGGUGGGCACUAGCCGCAGCCUUUGCAGUAUAUCCUUUCCGAACAUACUUUCCAGAUGAUUCCACAUGGCUUACUACAAUGACUUUUUUAUCAGCAUCAGCAUUUGAUAAUAAAUCCAAACAAUGGAGGAGGACACACAAGAGGAGGUCUCUUUGCAGGCGGCUGACUGUGUUCACAUUGUGUUUAUCACUGUAUAUGUCAUUGUGGUGUAGCUACAUAUACUUCAAUGCUAAACUCACAGACAGUAAUGGUGAAGAAGUUAGAGUGCAUGAAGCUUUGCAUCAUCUUUUUACAUCUCCACUGUGGACCGACCUAAAACAGUCAUUAAAAGACACGUACAACUUCGCUCAGCAUCAUGGAUGGUAUGAGACAUGGAAAUUGGUUGUUGACUUGUCAGACCCUCAUGGGGAGCAAAAUGCCUACAAGGUUUUGGAAGUAUCAAGCAGUGCGACACAGGCUGAGAUAACAUCCAGUUGGAGAGCUUUGUCAAGAAAAUACCACCCAGAUAAAGUGAAAGAUCCAGACAAACAGCGAGAGGCACAGGAAAAAUUCAUGGAAAUUCAGCAGGCAUAUGAAAUUGUCUCCAGCAUUAGGGCAAAGAGAAGUAGCAGAAACAAAAGAUACAAUCCUUAAUGUUGGAGAACAUGGAUCCCUGUGAGGACUUUCAUUUUUGUGUGUGUGUGUGUGUGUGUGUGUGUGUGUGUGUGUGUGUGUGGUGUAGAGUUUUUCGUGGUUUAUUUAUUUUAUAGUGUUUACUAAUGUUUUUACCAAAGCAGUAUAUCUGAGUUCUGUGAGGGGAAAUCAAUCUUAAAAAUAGAUUUAAGUGUCCUUUUGACCCGGUAUUGUUAAUGAUAAGUGUAACUAUGAGUUCGCCUAGCAUUUCGUGAGAAGAGUUCAGGCUGUAAGGAAUAUUUCCAUGUUUUGUGAUCUGUUGAGACAGUGAGUGUCAUGUGAUUAUAAACAUGUGACACACAAAGGAAGUAAUUCAGACAAUGUUUCUUAUUUUUAUAUCUGAAAGGUUCUUGAAACCUUUUUUGUAUUGGGCUAUUGUUGAUGUAAAUAAUGGAACAAAGAUAUUUUAUUGAGGUAAUAAGCAUGUGGAUCAUAAAGCUGCUUGCAUUCCUGGUGUAAUCUAUGGCUUUGACUAUAUUGCACACAUAGAAGUUACACUGUUAUUGUUGGUUGAACUCUGUAGAUUGUAUAGUUUUCUUCCUUUUCCAGUGUCUCAGUUAUUCAGGUGAUUAUCUACAGAGAUUAAUUGAAAAUUUCAUUUUAUCUGCAAUUCUGCUGACAGCAGCAAAUGGGUGAACCUCAUACUUUCAGGAUAUAAGGUGCCUUUUCAAAACAUCAAGAAAUAAAGUGAGAUUGACAGCUUUCUAUGAAGCCAUGUCCAAGUUCAUCUGCAUAAUAAUAUAACGGAUGUGGGAGGUCAUCGCAACGUAAUAUGAUAUGUGAACAAAAGGAGAUGAAUACCUGUUGAAAUUGUGAAGUUCUUACUUUAGUGGUUGGUGCAGCUAUUUCCACUUUCUUUAUUUUUCAAAUAAUAAUUACUGUUUAAUGAUUGUGAGCUUUGCCUAAAUUAGUUGUAGUAAGGUAUGUUAUUUAGUAUCACAUUUGUAUGUGCCACUAAAAUUUAGUGAAACACAGGUGUGCCUAAGUAGCUCCAUUCUGUUGACUUCUACACUCCGACAAAAGAAAUAGUCCUGUGAUGGGGAAAAGCCACUUACGACACUCUUAUACAGGAAAUUGUGCAUAUAGUUUACAUAUCAUAAAUGUGCCUACUUUCCACAACUGUCGAAUAAUGUAACUCUUUUUACAGAACUUGAUGUAUGACUAAUGGAUAUGGAAAUCAAACUAUUAGUUCCUUAUCCAAAGAGUUUCCUAGGUGUUAGAAAGAAACACAUUAGAAAUGGAAUAAUACUGAAUCUAGAACCUUUCUAUAGCAAGUUCAUUAAGUGGUUUGUCUAAUGGAUUUACAGUUGCCAGCCUAUCCUGGCAAAGAAAUGGUUAAGUUUUGGAAAAGCAGAAGAAGUAAAUUUGGCCUACUUUUUUGCUGUUCCCUAACUUAACUUAACAAAUAAAUAUAACUUUUCAGGAUAUGGUAUUGAGAAAGACACAGGAAUCUUUUAGCUACUACACCCACAUACAUAUAUAGUUUUCAUCUAGAAAGGCCACAAAUUUUCAAUUGUCACUACAUGUUAAAAAAGAACUGGCCAGUGGAUACUUCUGUGUUUGCGUUUUGUGUAACAAAAAAUUAAAUACCUAACUAUUCUAAUAGCACAAUAUACACAUUUAAAUUUGAUAAGACACGUGGUUCAUAUCUUUUUCCUAGCAAAUUAUCUGUCAAUAGAAAAAGGUAGGGUGUGAUCACUCUAUAUGGUCAUUCAGUAUUUUCAUGCAAUGGUACUUCAGUGUUACUGAGCCACAUAAGCAGUUUUCUUUUUAUAACUCUUUGUACCUUACUAAUAUCAGUUAUAACUGAAAGAAAUUUAUCAUUACUUCACUGAAAGCUUAAUCUUGCAAAACCUCAGUAUUUAUGCUUGACAAGUUCAUCUUUUUAGCAAAACUUAUUUAAUCACUUUCACUUUACUUACUACCACAAAGAGAGUAAAAAUAUUAAAAUCGUUAAAUUUGUGUGAAAACAUUUACUUAAGUGCUUCAGCAAAAUUUCACCUCAGUGCAUUUCUACUACUUAAAUCGUACAGUACUGUUAUGUGUGCCGUAACAAUUAGUUCACAACAAUUAGUUACAGUCAUUUAUUCAGAUAUGAAAAUUAGUGCUUGUAGAUACUGAAUGAAGUACUUCAAAUGUUUUUAUAACAGAUUUACUCGGAAUAAUCAAACACCAGCAAAGGACCCUAUAUAGGUCAAUAAUUAAGAAUAAAACAACAGGAUGAACAAAAUUUUAUGAUCAACACAAUAAUUAUUAAAAAAAAAUAAUUUUGAGUUAAUGGUUCACGCUUAUAUUAUUCUAAUUAUACAGUUCUUAACCUGUUGGGCAUGGCAGAUAGUAAUGGUGGCUAUACUAUCCAUGGUAUGGCAUACACGUUUCUUGAAGUUCUUCUUGGCAUCUUUUAGCCUAACAACCUACAUCAAAGCUUUAAUAAUCCAGCAGUUCUGAUCAGAGACAGUUGUGCAACAAUUUCCAGGCAAGGCAUUGCCUGCUUAGUCCUCUUUCACUUCAGCCUACAGACUGUGCCCUCUCAUUCCUGCUUUUUGUAUAGGUAGUGCUUCAAAAGCCCAAGCCACCUUUUACACUUCUCACAGUGACUACCGGGCAGUUCAAGAGCUCAACAUCUUGUACGUACCGCAUAUCCUACACAUUGUCCCUAAGCGUGUACCAUUUUAUACAAAUGACAACUUGCACAAAUACAUGAAAUUACAUACACAAACAUUUUCAGUUCAUUAAUUCAUGACAAAAUAUUAUUUAGUAACUGACAAAAUAUUAUUUAGUAACUUACACAUUUCAUGUAUUUCUUUACAUAAGUUACAAACACACAUGAGCAAAGCACUCUAACAUCACAUAUAUCACAUCUCCCAUAUAGUCUUUGCAUAUCACAAUUAUAUUAUGCCAAACUCUAAAAACAAAUUUUUUUUAUAAAUUAGGUGACUGAUAGCACAAUAAUGUUACAAACUGUUUGUAAAUUAUUGUAUUACUCCGUCCUUCUCGUCAUGUUUGAACAUGGUAUAUCUAAGUUUUCAUGUGCAAUACAAAGAUAUCUCUUGCUCAGUAGUGAAUGCAAGCGUAAAAUACUGUCUAAAACAAGUUCCUGAUCCAUAGGAUUAGUGUUAGAACUUUGUUAAAAAUAUCAAGUGUUACAUGUUUGCUUUUUAAAUGAAAGUACCAGUUCAUUCUGAGUACAGUAAUUAAACAUUCGUACAUUCGCUAAUGAUAUUCUAAAUUAGUCUCUAGCAUUUGUUUUGGAAGUUGCACAGCACUUCAAUAUGUUCAU
This is a messenger RNA of Schistocerca nitens (vagrant locust), 4490 nucleotides long. It is a transcript of the gene wus, whose product is annotated as dnaJ homolog subfamily C member 22. Gene Ontology annotation, cellular component: early endosome; plasma membrane. The transcript is spliced from 5 exons. NCBI's taxonomy places the organism in Eukaryota, Metazoa, Arthropoda, Insecta, Orthoptera, Acrididae. The record is from RefSeq and is a predicted model, not a curated record. Bases 107 to 1171 code for a protein of 354 amino acids. Gene Ontology annotation, biological process: endocytosis.